This is a messenger RNA of Fukomys damarensis (Damara mole-rat), 820 nucleotides long. RefSeq names its product dynactin subunit 3 (gene Dctn3). NCBI's taxonomy places the organism in Eukaryota, Metazoa, Chordata, Mammalia, Rodentia, Bathyergidae. The coding region runs from base 52 to 612 and encodes 186 amino acids. Gene Ontology annotation, cellular component: dynactin complex. The transcript is spliced from 7 exons. The record is from RefSeq and is a predicted model, not a curated record. Gene Ontology annotation, biological process: cytoskeleton-dependent cytokinesis.
GGACGUCCCGCCUUCUGGUUUUUCCACGGCGGAGGCAGGGUGGCAGUAGCGAUGGCAGCCCUGACGGAUGUACAGAGGUUACAGGCCAGAGUGGAACAGCUGGAACGCUGGGUGUACGGACCAAUCGGAGCCCGCGGCUCGCGGAAGGUAGCUGAUGGUCUGGUCAAGGUGCAGGUGGCUUUGGGGAACAUUGCCAGUAAGAGGGAAAGGGUGAAGAUUCUGUACAAAAAGAUUGAAGACCUGAUCAAAUACCUGGACCCAGAGUACAUCGACCGCGUUGCCAUACCUGAUGCCUCUAAGUUGCAGUUUAUCUUAGCAGAGGAGCAGUUUAUUCUCUCCCAGGUUGCACUCUUGGAGCAGGUGGAUACCUUGGUGCCUAUGCUGGACAGUGCUUCCAUUAAAGCUGUUCCUGAGCAUGCUGCCCGCCUGCAGCACUUGGCCCAGAUCCACAUCCAGCAGCAGGACCAGUGUAUGGAUAUCACUGAGGAGUCCAAGGCUCUCCUGGAGGAAUAUAACAAGACUACAAUGCUUCUCUCUAAGCAGUUCGUGCAGUGGGAUGAGCUACUUUGCCAGCUAGAGGCUGCCAAGCAAGUAAAGCCAGCAGAAGAGUGACAGCUACUCCCCAUCCCAGGGCAGCCAGGCUCCGAGGCCCUGUGCCAAUCUGUCAAGGCAAAAGAAACUUUGUAUUUAUUCAAGGGCUCCCUGUCUGCACUCAGUUGGGGCUCCGAGGUCAGAGAUCCAAUUACCUGGAAAUUGUGAUUUGCAAAUCCUCCUCUCCCAUUAGUGUAUUUAUUACAGUGACAAUAAACUAUAGAGAUCA